AUGGUUGAGGAGUAUGGUGCUCUUCUCUCCAACAACACUUGGGACCUCAUUGAUCCACCUCGCAAUGCUAACAUUGUUACUGGUAAGUGGAUCUACCGUCACAAGAUGAAGUCUGAUGGUUCUUUGGAUCGCUACAAAGCUCGUUGGGUACUUCGUGGAUUUACUCAGCGAGAAGGUAUCGAUUUUGAUGAAACUUUCAGCCCGGUCGUUAAGCCAGCCACUAUUCGAACAACGCUCUCUCUUGCUCUCUCUAGUGACUGGUCCAUUCAUCAGCUUGACGUCAAGAAUGCAUUCCUCAAUGGCACUCUCAUCGAGACUGUUUAUGCUCGUCAGCCUUCUGAGUUCACUGAUCCUCGUUUCCCUGAUAAGGUUUGUCGUCUCAACAAAUCCCUCUAUGGUUUGAAACAGGCGCCUCGAGCAUGGUUUCAGCGGUUUGCUUCGUUCAUUGCAUCGGUUGGUUUCAUUGGCUCCAAGUCCGACAGCUCGUUGUUCGUCUAUCGGCGUGGUGCUGACAUGGCCUAUCUCCUGCUCUAUGUGGAUGACAUUAUCCUGACUGCAUCUUCCUCGACAUUGUUGCAUAGUUUGAUUGCCUCUCUUCAUACCGAAUUCAGUAUGACAGAUAUGGGUGAUCUUCAUUAUUUUCUGGGCAUCUCUAUCACACGCAGCAAGGACAGUUUGUUCCUCUCACAGGAGAAGUAUCCAUUGGAUCUUCUUGACAUAGCUGGCAUGUUGCAGUGCAAACCCAUCUCUACUCCCGUUGAUACUACCUCCAAACUUUCAGCCAAGUCCAGUGAUCCAGUUGCAGAUCCCACCGAGUAUCGUAGUAUUGCAGGCGGUCUUCAGUACCUCACGUUCACUCGGCCGGACAUCUCUUAUGCUGUGCAGCAGAUUUGUCUUCAUAUGCAUGAUCCUCGGGCUAAUCACUUGCUCCUUGUGAAGCGUGUGCUUCGCUAUAUCCGCGGCACCACCGGCCAUGGCCUCACUUUGUUUCGACACAGCUCCAACAAAUUGCUGGCCUAUUCUGACACUGAUUGGGCAGGUUGCCCUGACACUCGCCAGUCUACCUCAGGUUAUUGCGUCUUUCUUGGCACUAACCUGGUGUCGUGGUCUGCUAAGCGGCAGCACACGGUCUCUCGCUCCAGCGCCGAGGCCGAAUACAGGGCAGUUGCAAAUGUCGUGGCUGAAACAUGUUGGUUACGGCAGCUUCUUCAGGAGCUUCAUCGACCGGUGACUGGUGCCACUGUGGUGUGUUUUGUGACAAUGUGA
This is a messenger RNA of Aegilops tauschii subsp. strangulata, 1266 nucleotides long. The record is from RefSeq and is a predicted model, not a curated record. NCBI's taxonomy places the organism in Eukaryota, Viridiplantae, Streptophyta, Magnoliopsida, Poales, Poaceae.